CCUGCGUCCUGCGAGAGCGGUGCGCAGCGCCCGCAGAUGGCUCGCCGUGGCCGGGCCGGCGUCGCUGCGUCCAGAGCAGCGCGGGGCGGGGUGGGUGGUGGCCGGGGAGGGGGAGCGCGGGGCCCCUCUCCCCUCCUCUCCUCCCAGCCCCGCACCCCCCACACCCAUCCCUUUUAUAUAUUUUUUUCCUCCCAAGUUCUCUUGCCUCGCUAUCCCCCCUUGAAUCCGAAGGCGCCUCGCGAUUGGGUGCUGGGGCCGGGUACGUCAGUCAGACUGUGACGUGCAGUCUUCCUGUUUCCUUCAGCUGUGUCUUAAAGUAAAUCUUGUCGUGGAGCGGAGCCCUCAGCCGAGGGAGCGCUCUGAAACCCUACACCAUUGCAGCGGGCAGAGCAGAGCGGCGCAGAGGAGCCGGGGCCGGUCCGUCCGCGCCCCGCGCCCCCGCUCCGCGCGCCCCUCGCCGCUCCUCUCCUCCUCCGCUCUCCUCUCCUUUCCCCCUCCGCUCCCCUCCUCUCGGCUCUGCGCUCCGCUCUCCCUCCCGCCCUCCUCUCUCGCUCGCCCUCGCACCGACUCACCGUCCCCGGUCCGACCAUCACAUCCAUCACCCGCAAACCAUCACCGUGCGUGCGCGCGCGCGCGCAUUUUCCGCUCUCUGCCGGCAAAAAAGAGAGAAGCGGAGAGAGGGAGAGAGCGAGGGCGAGAGAGAGGCUCGGUCCCACCGCUCUCCGCACCGCGGUCCCGGGAUUCUUGAGCUGUGCCCAGCUGACGAGCUUUUGAAGAUGGCACAAUAACCGUCCAGUGAUGCCUGACCAUGACAGCACAGCCCUCUUAAGCCGGCAAACCAAGAGGAGAAGAGUUGACAUUGGAGUGAAAAGGACGGUAGGGACAGCAUCUGCAUUUUUUGCUAAGGCAAGAGCAACGUUUUUUAGUGCCAUGAAUCCCCAAGGUUCCGAGCAGGAUGUUGAGUAUUCAGUGGUACAGCAUGCAGAUGGGGAAAAGUCAAAUGUACUCCGCAAGCUGCUGAAGAGGGCGAACUCGUAUGAAGAUGCUAUGAUGCCUUUUCCAGGAGCAACCAUAAUUUCCCAGCUGUUGAAAAAUAACAUGAACAAAAAUGGUGGCACAGAGCCUAGUUUCCAAGCCAGCGGUCUCUCCAGUACGGGCUCCGAAGUACAUCAGGAGGAUAUAUGCAGCAACUCUUCAAGAGACAGCCCCCCUGAGUGUCUUUCCCCUUUUGGCAGGCCUACUAUGAGCCAGUUUGAUAUGGAUCGCUUAUGUGACGAGCACCUGAGAGCAAAGCGUGCCCGGGUGGAGAAUAUAAUUCGGGGUAUGAGCCAUUCCCCCAGUGUGGCAUUAAGGGGCAAUGAAAAUGAAAGAGAGAUGGCCCCGCAGUCUGUGAGUCCCCGAGAAAGUUACCGAGAAAACAAACGCAAGCAAAAGCUGCCCCAGCAGCAGCAACAGAGUUUCCAGCAGCUGGUUUCAGCCCGCAAAGAACAGAAGCGAGAGGAGCGCCGACAGCUGAAACAGCAGCUGGAGGACAUGCAGAAGCAGCUGCGGCAGCUGCAGGAGAAGUUCUACCAGAUCUACGACAGCACCGAUUCUGAAAAUGAUGAAGAUGGAAACCUGUCUGAAGACAGCAUGCGCUCAGAGAUCCUGGAGGCGCGGGCCCAGGACUCCGUGGGGAGGUCAGACAGUGAGAUGUGCGAGCUGGACCCGGGACAGUUCAUCGACCGGGCGCGGGCCCUGAUCAGAGAGCAGGAGAUGGCUGAAAACAAGCCCAAGCGAGAAGGCAGCAACAAAGAGAGAGACCACGGGCCAAACUCCUUGCAACCAGAAGGCAAGCACUUGGCUGAGACCUUGAAACAGGAGCUCAACACUGCCAUGUCACAAGUCGUGGACACUGUGGUCAAAGUGUUUUCGGCCAAGCCCUCCCGCCAGGUUCCUCAGGUCUUCCCACCUCUCCAGAUCCCCCAGGCCAGGUUUGCAGUCAAUGGGGACAACCACAAUUUCCACACCGCCAACCAGCGCCUGCAGUGCUUUGGCGACGUCAUCAUUCCAAACCCCCUGGACACCUUUGGCAACGUGCAGAUGCCCAGUUCCACAGACCAGACCGAAGCACUGCCCCUGGUGGUCCGCAAAAACUCCUCUGACCAGUCUGCCUCCGGGCCGGCCGCUGGCGGCCACCACCAGCCCCUGCACCAGUCGCCUCUCUCGGCCACUGCAGGCUUCACCACCUCCACCUUCCGCCACCCCUUUCCCCUCCCCUUGAUGGCCUACCCAUUUCAGAGUCCAUUAGGUGCUCCCUCCGGCUCCUUCUCGGGAAAAGACAGAGCUUCUCCCGAAUCCUUAGACUUAACUAGGGACACGACGAGCCUGAGGACCAAGAUGUCAUCUCACCACCUGAGCCACCAUGCUUGCUCACCGGCACACCCGCCCAGCUCGGCCGAAGGGCUCUCCUUGUCGCUCAUAAAGUCUGAGUGCGGCGAUCUUCAAGACAUGUCCGAAAUCUCACCCUACUCGGGAAGUGCAAUGCAGGAAGGAUUGUCACCCAAUCACUUGAAAAAAGCAAAGCUCAUGUUCUUUUAUACCCGCUACCCCAGCUCCAAUAUGCUGAAGACUUACUUCUCCGAUGUAAAGUUCAACAGAUGCAUUACCUCUCAGCUGAUCAAGUGGUUUAGCAAUUUCCGUGAGUUUUACUACAUUCAGAUGGAGAAGUAUGCCCGCCAAGCCAUCAACGAUGGGGUCACCAGCACAGAAGAGCUGUCUAUAACCAGAGACUGUGAGCUGUACAGGGCCCUGAACAUGCACUACAAUAAAGCAAAUGACUUUGAGCAGGUUCCAGAGAGAUUCCUGGAAGUUGCGCAGAUCACAUUACGGGAGUUUUUCAAUGCCAUUAUCGCAGGCAAAGAUGUUGAUCCUUCCUGGAAGAAGGCCAUAUACAAGGUCAUCUGCAAGCUGGAUAGUGAAGUCCCUGAAAUUUUCAAAUCCCCGAACUGCCUACAAGAGCUGCUUCACGAGUAGAAAUUUCAACAACUCUUUUUGAAUGUAUGAGUAGUGGUAGUCCCCUUUGGAUGUCUGACUUCCUGUAUGUGUCUAGAUUUUGAUUUCAUGUAUGUGUGUAUGGGAGGCAUGGAUAUGUUAUGAAAUCAGCUGGUAAUUCCUCCUCAUCAUCUUUCUCUCAUUUCCUUUUGUUUUCUAUAACAAGGGGAUGUUAUUCUCCUUCUUCCAUUAGUUUACUUUUGCCCAAGGCCCUUAACAUUUGGAGACUUAACAUAGGGUUAAUUUUCAGGGAAAAAGAAUGCUGGAGUGUGUAGAGUCUAUAUUCACAAGGAAGGGCAUUUGGCAAAGACGCCUCUUCUCGUUUGGUGGCAUAUUGCAAAUGGCGGCUGGCCGAGGUCACGCCAUGACACUGAACAGCUCUGCAGAUGGUGACCUGUCUCUUCUUUUUACUGUUAAGAAGGUCUAAAAAUGCAAAGUAACCACUUCAUACAUUUAAAUAUUUUGUUUGGUUUGAACUCAAUAAGUAGCUUUUUAUUUGCUUAAUUAAAUAACACCAAUAAUAAAUGAGAAGCUCACUUUUCAAAAAUACCCCCAAAGGCCAAAUUAAAAUGAAAACAAUUGCUCUCCAGCCCUUCCUAAGAGAAAUGGCAAACACUCCCCAAACUAGCAGUACCAGUUUCUAAUGAAGGCAAAGCAAUUUUGUACAAUACUGACUCUUUCAAGAUGAGACUUGAAGCCCAUACCUGCUCUUCUAGCCACCUCUAGACUUCACUGUUGGUUCUUCUUCAUACUAAGUGAGCUUGUAGAUCAGUCUUCACAGAGAAAAAUGCUAUGCUUUGUUACCAUUUUCUAUUUAUUUUGCUUCAGAUAUUAAAAAGGCACAUCCAUUUCAAAUUUACUCUGCUCCACUUUGUUUAUAUGCUUAAGAGAAUUAUUUAUGUUCCAUGAACUUUUUUUCGGAAACGCCAUUUUCUGAAUACCUUCCUACAGUAAGGAAGGAAGCAAUCUCCAACUGGCCAUGCAAUCCUCGCCUACCCUAGAAGUUUGUCAGCAGCUUUGAGCUGACCGGUUUCCAUGUAUGAUUCCUCACUACACUGAUGGAUAUUCAAAGUGGUGACAGUCUAAGUGUUUACUCACUAGUCGUUACAACAUCUUAAAGCAACCCAUGCUAUCUCUUCUAAUUCAGAAGCUCAUGUUGACCAAAAUGUGAGAAGCGUAGGAAAGUUUGGGGUUAACCCAAAAGACACAAUUUCAGCACAGCUGAGAAAGCUAGCUGCUAUACCAUGCUUUCUUCAAUGGGUCUCUUCUUUUCCUUUUUCCUAUUCUUUUCUCCAGUCUUUCAGUGAUGUAGUGUGUCAUGCAUGCAGCAUCCAUACUUCUUUUCUUUUUUUUUCUUCGUACCGGGAAUCGAACUCAGGACCUUGGCUUGCCAGGCAGGCGCUAUGCCGCUGAGCCAGAUCCCCGGGCCCUCACUUGAUUUUUAGAUGGGGUUUGCGUUCAGAAGCCGUAAGAAUCCAAUGCUCAUUCUAAUAGUGCUUUCCAGGCUCCUUCUUCCCCUUUGAUCCACAGCUCUUAAAAUGACACAGUAACAAACCUGGUAUUUAAAAUAUACAGAGUAUAAAUGCCGUUUUCCCUUAAUUUUCAUAAAAAAUGCAUUUGACUUUGGAGAACGCAGGUAGACCCAUGUGACUGACGAGCCGACCCAAUCCUUGUCAUUUAACGUCAUUUAUAAAUUCUGCUGAUGGAGAGGAAUGUGGGAACACAAUUAUUGUCAGCACAAAGCCUUAAAACCUGCUGACUUUAAAUUCAACGGUGCAGUCCUCUGGUGCCCUGCUCACCCGGGACACUAACAGGCCCUAGAAGUGUGGACAGAUCGUGCAGUGGCCUGGGCUGGGACACUGACCCUUCUACCCUACAUCCGGGGCCCCACCCAUCCCCCAGUGGCACCCUCCCACACAUGCGCACAGAAUCAUUCCAUCCAAUGUGUUUUCUGGCUUGCUUUAAAAAAAAACUUCUGAUUAUCAGUACAUUGGAGUAAAAUGCAUAUAUAUAUAUAUAUAUAUAUAUAUAUAUGUAUUCCAGUCGGCACAAAGUAAUCUCAACUUUUGGUCACACUCUUGAUUUGCUGAGCUGGAAUCGUGUGCUGCCCACCGCUCGUGUCAUUAUACAACUGGAUCUCCCCUGUACCAUGUAAUUCAUAUCAACAUCGUGUGGCCCUUUGCAAGGUAAAAGGCAAACAAGGUGUAGUAGGUUCGCCUGGGUAGACAGACUGCAAGGUAUUUUCUUAAUCUGUGAAAUAGUGAUUUCCAGGUUUAUUUGGAUUUUGAGUAUUACUUUCCCCUGCUUUUGUAAUUUAAAUAGGCAAAUCAUGCAAAAGUGUGUGUUUGCAGCCAAACAUUGAUGCACUUAGCUGCUGAGGAGCUCCUCUUCAAGUUCCGAGUAGAAACUGCAGUGUGAGGAUAAACGCACCUCUGUUCUGAAAGUAGAACCAUCUCUGCUUUUAGGUGAUUUCCCCGCUUCUACAAUCAUAGAAUUUUGUGCCUCCCAGUGCACCAGAAAAUGACAAAAGCCUGUCUCUCAAAACUGCUAUUUAACAGUUCUUUUUUAAAAAUCCGCACCUUCCAAAGUUCAGGUCAACUCUCACCGAGUAAAAACUGGGUCCACAGGAGAAAGUUGACUUUCUGUGGAGGGCGGGCGAAGAAUGAGGGACAGUUUACAUAGGAGAGAAAAAAGUCUAAAGUCCAUGUUGAAAUUCCACCCUACCACUUGCUUUCUGUUAACUCUAAAUUAUUUUUGCGUGUACACUAGAGGUUAUAGUCUGUGCCUAGACCUAAAAUGCACCAGCGGGGGGAUUGUUAAAAAUCCUUCAAAAUACCAGUUUUCUCCCACAAGUACAAUUGUUCUUGUGCCUUCUGUGGCUUUCGAAUUCAUCUUUUUGACUUUAUUUCCAAUUACUACAGCUGCAAUAAACACUAGAUUUUUUUUCUGGCUGUUUGACAUAACGUUGAUAGCUAUGCAUAUUUUGUGUCUUUUUAAAACAAAGCGGGAGAAUACGUUUUUGAAGAAGAGAAUUUUUAGAACAGUUUGAUACCGCAAAUUAUUUUUUCCUCAACUGUUUGAGCAGCAUCCGAGUUUUGAAAAUUCUUGUAGAAGCCAAUUUUUUGUAACUGUGGUGCAAAUCUUGUGUUUUCUUAGCCUAAUGAAAAGUAGUAUAGAAGCAAUAUUCCAUACCAUGUGCUAUGUAUGUGUGUGCAGAUGUGUGAAUGUACAGACACAUACGCACAUAUACACACAUGUAAAAAUAUAUAUAUGCGUGUGAAGUGGAAAACUUACCUUUUCCUAUCUAGAUUUAAGAACCUAUUUUAGACAUUUGUUAUGUUUUGUGAAAAGAAUGUUCUAUUUGCAACAACAAAACAUUUAAUUCUUACUGUCUCUCUGCCUGUUUAAUGAGGAUGUUUCACAUGAAAUGGUAAAAUGCGUGGAAGAUGUUAGAAUGUAGUAAUUAUUUAAGUAACUGUUCACCCACAGCUCCCUAAAGUUUGCUUUGUGCCUCGGAGUAUUAUUUAAUUAAAGUGUUUUAUGUUUGCAGAAUCUUUGUUACUGUACUGGGAAUGUGGGUGAAUAUCAUUUAAAAAAUUUAAAACAACAACAAAAAAAAGCAAAACGGAAACAGUAAAGCAAGAGGGGAACUUUUAUAAAGCAAUGUAAAUAUUUAACCUCAUGGCUGUUGUUACGUAAGACAUGAGAUUUUAAUAAAUAACUACAUUCUCACAACAUCUGUUGAAUUUAUUAGGAACACUACAGUGACUGUAUAGACAGUUGAAAGCAUUCUUGAAAAUCCUGCUCUCUGCUUUUAAAAGAUAACAGUCUAUUUUAUCAGAUGUCAAGGGCAAGGGUAAUGCAGUUUCUGUAAAUUUAUGAAAUUUCUUUUCUAUGUACAUGAAGACAUUUAGGAAGUAACCCCCAUGCCCACACACAUACAGGUUAAUAUUGAGUCGUGAAGCUCAAGAUUUGGGGUGGCCUUAAGAUAGGAUAGCCCCUCAAAAGCAAUCAUCAGUGAACAAGUGGUUUACAGACUCCCCUGAAAGAAGCAGUGUGUGUCUGAGGAGAGUACAAAAUCUCUUUGCCAUGUAUAUUAUAGAGUAUUCAUUGGUGUGACUAGUACAAAUGUUUCCUUCUGGUACAAACUGUGUUUGCAAAUUACAAGAAGCAUUGUUUUCCAAAAGCUCCCCUUACAAACGUGUAACUGGUUGAUAUGAGUAAGCAGUUACCAUAUUGCACUUAAAUGUUCUGUUUAAGGAAAUGCAGUUUUGUUUUCUGUAGAUCUGUUGGUUGUGAACCAUCUAUAAAAACUGAAGUUAAAAUGCUCAUAUUCAGAGCUGGGAUCAAAACUGGUAUUUAACCUUUGCAUCUUCUUAUAAUUAUCCUUCUAAGAAUAUAACAGAAUGCGGAAGCAACUGGACUUUGAGUCUUUUCAGCUGAGCCCUCUCUCAAAUCAGACACCCCUCAAAUGCACAAACAGACGCAGAAAAGGCAAACAGGCUGGCCUUCCUUUGCAAAAAUGUAUUCGUUCUGUAUUUUUUCAGUACACAAUUCCUCCACACAGAGAGAUAAAGCAUUUUGAAGUUAUAUAUUACCACUUCAAAUUUAGAACUAGAAAAACGAAUUUGGGGUUGGUCUCAGAGCUACCUAGAAGAAUCAAAGAUCGUGGCUUCCCCCAAUGUUAUCCCAGCCAUUUUUCAUAUGUAUAUAGUAUAAACCGUGACAAAACACUGCCUUUAUAUUAUUUAGCAAUAUGUUGUAAAUAGCAUUAUGAAGCUCUUUCUUUUGUAAUAAAGACCUUUUGAUUUGAA
Chinchilla lanigera (long-tailed chinchilla) is the source of this 7847-nucleotide messenger RNA. RefSeq names its product prospero homeobox 1 (gene Prox1). Gene Ontology annotation, biological process: regulation of transcription by RNA polymerase II. Gene Ontology annotation, cellular component: nucleus. Bases 799 to 3015 code for a protein of 738 amino acids. Lineage: Eukaryota; Metazoa; Chordata; Mammalia; Rodentia; Chinchillidae. Gene Ontology annotation, molecular function: DNA-binding transcription factor activity, RNA polymerase II-specific; RNA polymerase II cis-regulatory region sequence-specific DNA binding. The record is from RefSeq and is a predicted model, not a curated record. The transcript has 5 exons.